This is a messenger RNA of Cinara cedri, 474 nucleotides long. Lineage: Eukaryota; Metazoa; Arthropoda; Insecta; Hemiptera; Aphididae. The record is from the annotation of a GenBank genome assembly.
AUGAAUGAAUCCUUUUUCCAAGGUAAAAGGAAAUAUUAUCGUGGAAAUUUACGUCUUAGAAAUCGCAAACCUAAGGAAAAGUCUGAAGAAGACGAUGUAAAUAAGUAAUCGAAAUUACGGACAAUGAACUCAAGGGCCAUAGAUUUUUGGUUUGUGUUGUAAGCAUGAUGACAUUUUAGAAACGUUUUUUUUAAAGUUGAAAACCGGGAUCGAAAUACCUUACUAUCAAUUAUAUUAAAUGAAGCUAAACGAGAUACUACGAGGAUACAUUCCGAUAAAUGGCGUACGUAUUCUACUUUGAAUGAACAUAGGUUUAUCCAUAAAACGGUUAAUCAUUCGGAAAAUUUCAUUGACCCAAUAACUGGUGCUGAAACACAAACUAUAGAAACUCUUUGGAGACACGUCAAAAAUAAAUACAACAUUAAAACACGCGGAGCGACUAACAUAAUACCAUCCCAACUUCAAGAAGAAUAG